Messenger RNA from Nicotiana tabacum (common tobacco), 1106 nucleotides. NCBI's taxonomy places the organism in Eukaryota, Viridiplantae, Streptophyta, Magnoliopsida, Solanales, Solanaceae. The record is from RefSeq and is a predicted model, not a curated record.
CAGUUCUGUGAUUGGAGUUUCAUCAUUGGCCUUAGGCUUUUGAUCAAGAUAUCGGACUUCGCAAACUACAUUAUUUGCUCCAUUCAGCUAAUCAAAGUUGUAACUUUCGCCUUGCUAAUUUAUUCAGGGGAUUAUCUUACAAAGGCAGCAUCUAAUCCUGGAGCUGGUGACAUUCUCAUGGGAUUUUUGGGAUCAGUUAUCAUCUCCUUUGCCUUCUCAAUGUUCAAGCAGAGAAAGCUUGUUAAACGGCAUGCUGCUGAGAUUUUCAGCUCUGUCAUUAUAGCAACGCUAUUUUCGCUAUAUUCUACCGCUUUCAUUGGACGGCUGGUUGGGUUGGAGCCAAAUUUAACUGUAUCAAUCCUACCACGAUGCAUAACUGUCGCAUUAGCUCUCAGCAUUGUUUCUUUCUUUGAAGGUGUGAAUACAUCUCUCACAGCAGCUGUUGUUGUACUAACUGGUUUGGUGGGAGCAAAUUUUGUUCAGGCAGUGCUGGAUAAACUUGGCUUCAAUGAUCCGAUUGCUCGAGGAAUUGCAACUGCGUCAAGUGCUCAUGGGCUUGGAACAGCAGCUUUGUCAGCAAAGGAACCUGAAGCGCUUCCAUUCUGUGCUAUUGCAUAUGCCCUCACUGGUAUAUUUGGUUCCCUUGUGUGCUCCGUUCCAGCAGUAAGACAGAGCCUACUGGCAAUCGUCGGCUGAGCUGGCAGUCCUCACAUCCAUCUUUCUUCAUACCAAUUCGAUCAUUCUGUUGGAAGGUGCCAGCAAAAUCACCCGAGUUGAUGUUCAGAAGGCAAUCAAUGACGUGCUGUUUCUUGACAGGGAAGAUGCAUGAUGGUGUUUAUAAAGUUUAAGUUUUCAUUGUUUCUGGAUCAACUCAAUGAUUGGGAACUCUCCUGUCUAUCUAGUUUUGGGUUUACUUAGGAUCUGUAUAGAGGUAAAUAUCCAUCCCACCUUUGUAUUUUUUCGUUGUAUGGGUUUCUCUGGUAAAUGGACAUGAAUUGCUGCUUCUAUCAUGAAAGUAAGCACAUCUGAAACUCAUAUGUAUUUGUGAUAUUACGCUUCGUAAUUGUAUUCUGGAAUGAAGUGGGAUUGUUGUAAAUUUCACGGGA